Phytophthora megakarya is the source of this 1062-nucleotide messenger RNA. The record is from the annotation of a GenBank genome assembly. Lineage: Eukaryota; Oomycota; Peronosporomycetes; Peronosporales; Peronosporaceae.
AUGCCCAUCAAGUUCACUAGCCAGACGUUGAAAUCCAACGAGCUGAACUACAACAUCACCGAGAAGGAGAUACUAGCGUUGUUGCGCGUCUUGAACGAGUGCCACAACAUGUUGGUGGGAAAGACGAUACGCGUUUUGACCCGACAUACAACCCUGGGGUGGCUGUUCCGGUCUAAAGGGCUGCAAGGUUGCUUGUCGCAAUGGGCCGCCAUCCUCUCCCCCUGGCGAUUAGAAAUUAUCCGAUCGGCGAAAGGGGAGGAAGCGAUUGUGAUCAGCUUCGACGGAUCGGCCCGCGUCAAACGCGAGGGCGCAGCGUUCAGCGUCGUAGUUUGGCAGCUGUCGAACCGGAACGUGGUAAAAGCCGCGUCUGGAUACGCUGAAGGUCUGACGGUGAACGAAGGCGAAUACCGGGGGGAAUCGCCCGGGAAUAUCAUAGCGACGUAUCCAUUUCAAGUGAUCGCGAUGGACCAUAUACCGUCAUUGCCGCGUCACACAAAGGAAACACGAAGUUUUGCCGAAUCAUAUGAGGAGGCGGUUUUCAGACGAUUCGGGGAUAGUGAAGCCAUUCGCCACGACCAGGAGCCGGGUUUCAUGUCCGAUUUCUUUAGGGCCUUCAAAAAACACAUGGGUCAACGGCAACGAACGACUCUCGCGUAUCGUCCACAAGAAAAUGGGGCGGCGGAGCGCAUGGUGCAGACGAUUACGAGGGUCAUCAAGAUGUACAUCGCGGACAUCGAUCAGCGCGACUGGGACGAGUACACAGAGCGACUCACCUACGCACUGAAUACCGCCCACGGUCGGACACGGGACGAAACACCGUUUUUCUUGGUACGUGAUUGGGACCCACGGUCCACCCUGGAAACGACGCUAGCGAUCGGUAACACCUCACGUCGAGACGCAGAUGCUCGGCGAUGGAGAAUGCAUAUACAACGUCACUACAAGACCGCACGCGCACAAGCACUCGAGCCGAUCCGCGAAGCAGUAAACGCGCGGACUACACGCCAGAACGCGCGCGACGGAACACGCGAUACAACGCGGAUCCCAAGUCUGGCGGUAUCUUGA